GGCUCCGCGGGUGCCAUGUCCUCGCUGGUGAAGGAGGACUUGGCGAAGAGGCUGUUCGGGCCCCGGCGGCAGAGGCUGCACGAGUUCAUCGAGGUGGAGGGCGCGGGUGCCCAGCGCUACUACCUGUGCGCCGCAGAACACUGGAAGAUACUCAAACCCAGAAAUUAUGUCAUUUUGACUACAAGUAAAGAAGUAGAAAUAUGUAUGGUGAAACACUGGCGAGUGAAUCGAGAGGAGAAAUAUGAAAUAGUUGAAAAGUGGUUUUUGAAAGAUCUGGAGAUGAUUGAUGGAAAAGAAGCAGAUACUGAUAAUCCAUAUUUUGAUAUGCACUUCCACAAGAUCUACAAUAUGGAAGCAUAUAGUUGUGCAUCUAAAUAUACCUUUGCUCGAACACUAAGCAAUCUGAAUGCAAUGUACCUUAAGAAGGACUUGAAGAUUGUGAACUUUGAUGACACCUACCUAAAUGAUGAUUCAAUCUGGUCAUCCAGUAAUAGGGAUUGCUUAGUAGUUAUGAGGAUGUGCUUCUAUGCUUCCAACCUUUUAUGUCUCUCCCUGUGUCCUUUGUCCUGAAGAUGCAUUUUCUAACAUUAACGUGACUGGUUGACUUUCACUGACCAGCAUUUCAUAUACCAUCUGAUCAAAAAGAUAGUAAGUGAUAUGCAGUAUCUGCUUUUUAGGUUUACAUGUAAGUAAAAAAUUGAGCGUACUUUUUACAUAAACAAUUGACCAUUUAUAUAUAUUGGGAGGGCCUCAUUCUAGCAAAUACCUACAAAUACAUGAGACUCACAAGGUAGAACCAGUAAUUCUCACAGUCAGUAGUCAUUGCUUUUGUAAGUAGAGUUCAGCAUUUUCUCAUAUAUUCAUGGAGGUAUAGAUUAUCUUUCAUUAAUAGCUAAAAUCAUUUUACAGCAUUAAGAGCAUAAACAGUUAAUUUAUAUCCUAGAAGUAGAAAAAAGAAAGCAACCAAUUGAGGUCUGUAUAAGAAUGAUGCACAUUUCCAUUUUCAAAUGUGUUAAAAUGCAGAACUCCAUUAAAGAAAUCAUACCUACAUCUGUAUAAGAAUCCAACCCUCAUCCUGAUGAAUUGGAGUAUUGCAUUUAGGUAUCAUGGGACCAACUUUUUACCUAUGCAGCUAUAUUAUUUUUCCUACUGAACAUUUAGUGUGCCCUUUGGCCUUCACAUUUGUGGUACUGUCCUAGAUAAUAAAUGUUCUUAAGCAGCAUUGCUUUAUUUGUCACACCUUUCAGAACUUUUGUAUCAUUAAAGUCUCCUUUCUAGCACUUCAGUGCUUAUAAACAGGCAAGGUUAAGGAACAGAAACUGUUUAUGUCUCUGCCUCUGGACCAAGAGAUAACAAAGUACUAUGUAAACAAUAGUCGUUGGCUACUCCACUUACUUUGUAGGAAAGUGAUAGACUUUUCAAAAUUCAUAGAAUUAUGAGAGUUAUUUUCACCAGUUUUUAGCUAAUGUUAACAUAUUCAGUGCGCUACUUAGAGUUACAUUUACAAUGGGCUGGAACCUACUUGAAUGUUUGGAACAUUUCAUAAAAAGUUACAGCUGGACUUGUGAUAGUAGUAUAUUACAGUAGAAACAGAGGAUGAAUUUAAGCUGUAUUGAAGCAGGAGCUGAAGGGGAACAAUGUUAAUAGUAAGAAGCACAGUGAUACUGCCUGGUGUCAGUCAGCAAUGCUCAUUGGCUGUUCAACCCGUAAUCAAUAAAGAAAUGCCAACCCAGAAGGUCAUUCAGAGAAGCUUCUGGUCAGAACAUCCUACAGGAGAAAAUCACUUUCUGUUUUGGCAGCCAAGAGAGUAUAGGAAGGCUAGCUGUGGACUAAACCAGGUGUGGACCUAAAGCUGACUGAUGACAGCUCCUAGGAAAUCAGAGGCUGCUUCAUGUCCCCUCUCAGCACCUGCCAUCUGUACAACUGGAUAGUCACACAAGGGUCCUGUGACUUGUACUUUGCUGUUGUCUUUCACAUGAACUCCCAGCUUUGAAAACAUUUGUGCAAAUGUACUUUGGAUUCAAAAUUAAAAUAACAUCCAAUAACUGAAAAUAUAUUUGAAAAACUGUAAAAUGUACAGCUUUCUACUUUUAAAAUGUUACCCUAUUGCGUGUAUAUAGGAAAGGCCAUACCUUUGAUUAGCUGAUCUUCAGAAGUUAUAUAUUUAUUCUAGGCAGAUGUUGCAAAUUACAUGCAUUCUAAUACAAAUCUUAGUAAUUAUGUAUAUCAUGACAGUUGUGAAAGCAGUUUAUGUGGGUAACACAUCCUCUGGAACUUGUAAGAACUUAAGUCUUAAAUUUGCCACCUACAUACUGUUAAAGAGAAGGAUUGUAUUUAUAGUAAUUGUUUGUGAAAAUCAGUUGUUCUUUUGAGAAUGUCUUUGGGAUAAUCCAUUGCCAGUAUGUGUGUUGUGACAUUUGAUUAUUAGCUACAAGAAGUAUUUGCCUAACAUCCAGGUUCCACAAAACCAUCUUCAAUAGCAAGUAUAAUUCAUGCUACUGCUAUCCCUGAUACAUUAUCUUGUUUGAACCAUGUAUUAAUUGUUUAGAUCACAAUGUUUUCUGUAAUGUGUACAAAUUCUUUGCUUAGUAGGCACAAGGAAAUGUUUUCUGGGUAGAAAAGCUUCCAUCAUUCACCUCAUAAUUGUAAUAAAGACAUAGAACCUCUAAAAAUGAGCACUUCAGAUCACUCUUCUGAAAUAAAGUACAUAUAUAGUGAAUUCCUGACCCAAUAAUUGUCUGUAUCACGUUAGAAACUGAUGAUAGCUAAAAAAUUACUAUAAUGUUCAGCCACAUUUAAUGGACUUUCUUUGGUAGUUUAUAUAUUUUUAUUCUUGUACUGUAUAAACAGCUGCACCACAGGACACAGAGAAUAUGCUGUUAUAAAUGGAAAAGACCUAACAGGCUAAAUAGUCCAUCUUUCAGUUAAUGCAGAGUUAUAUCCUGCAUCACAUUUCCUGAUCUUGGAUAAGUAGAAUGUAGUUUGAAAUACAGUAUCAGGGGUUUAUCUAGUUGUCCUGGAAGUCUUCUCCAAAAUUGAAUAGGAACAAACUCUUGUGAAUAAAUAAAUCUGUUGCAUUCUUAUAAAAGGUUUCAGCUACAGGAUGGAAUGAAUUAAAACUUGAGAUUGUGGUUAUAAUGCAGAUUUUCUUCAGAAGAUGGGAAUUGCUAUCAGCCAUAUCUGUUACAGAGAAAAGAAAAUAUGUACCAGCCUGAAAAUGAAGAAGAGUGAUCAUAAGCAUCACAGAAGAGGCAAAAAGGCUAUCAUAAAGACUGAUCAUGUUUUUUCCUGUAUGUAUUUUUUAAAACUCUUUAACCAACAUCAGAAUUAAGAAUGUGGGGAAACCUAUGACAAAAGAGUUUAUUUAAUUUUAUUUAUUUAAAGCAGAAGUACUCUUCUCCUGUGUGUUUAUCUUUCAUGGAUAACUAAUAAUUUCCUACAUUUUAAAUUAGGCAAAUACAGAAUUUUAAAAGUAAUUUUGUAAGUGAAACAGAGCAGAGUGCCUCUUCUGGACUGUGUCUUUUGUGUUAUUUCUCAUUCUUCUUCUCCUUUGUGCUUUGGAGUCAUACAUAUAGUAAUACACCUCUUUCCAACACAAGACUAUACUGCUUUCCCUGUCAUCUACCUAUUUCCCAAUAGAUUCAGUCACUUUCAGCAUAUAAAUAUUUUUCUAGUAAAGCAAGGGAUUUUAUUAUGUAAUCUUAAAUACAUAAUUUAAGAAUAUUUUGUCUUAAAGUCAGUAUCGUAAGAUCAAAGGUCCUUUCUAAAGAGCA
This is a messenger RNA of Lepidothrix coronata (blue-crowned manakin), 3773 nucleotides long. RefSeq names its product exocyst complex component 1-like. The transcript is spliced from 4 exons. NCBI's taxonomy places the organism in Eukaryota, Metazoa, Chordata, Aves, Passeriformes, Pipridae. Bases 16 to 570 code for a protein of 184 amino acids. The record is from RefSeq and is a predicted model, not a curated record.